Messenger RNA from Amyelois transitella, 3135 nucleotides. Its product is annotated as probable basic-leucine zipper transcription factor Q. The record is from RefSeq and is a predicted model, not a curated record. The transcript has 3 exons. Gene Ontology annotation, molecular function: chitin binding. NCBI's taxonomy places the organism in Eukaryota, Metazoa, Arthropoda, Insecta, Lepidoptera, Pyralidae. The coding region runs from base 52 to 2496 and encodes 814 amino acids. Gene Ontology annotation, cellular component: extracellular region.
CGGCGCACGCGCAUCCACACUCAGUCCCUUCGCGGCGCAGCUCGCGACAACAUGCCUCCUCUGUGGAUCGUUCUUACAUUACUCCCCAUCCUCGGGGGAGCGGAAAGGUUCAACUGUCGGACUCGGAUACUAGGCGCAUACUACGCGGACGCAAAGUCAGGAUGCAAGGCGUUCCACGUGUGCGUCCGGGUAGCGGGCGGCGGCAUCAGAGACUUCAGGUUCUUCUGUCCUCCAGGAACUCUCUUCCACCAGGAAGCACAGACAUGCACCGACUGGGGGGACGACGACCCCCUGGCCUGUCCAGCCGAAAUCUACGACGGUCAGUUCGAUCUCUACAAGAUCGGAUCCGGGUUUGACACAAAGAAGCUGUCUGCCCCAAGCAACCGGGACGAAGAAACUGAAUUCGGUCUCCAACGCGCAGAGACCGGGGACCGCCGCCUCUCCCAGUCACAGAGCCAAUCCAACGGAGCAUCCGACCUACGAGCUGCACACUCUUCAGACUUCUUCAGCGGCCAACGCGAAAGAGGACGAGAUGAAUCUGUGCCAUCUCCACAGUCAACAUCGCGCCAGUCUUUUAGACGACCAACCAGUUCAAGACAGUACUCGUAUAGUUCAACGCAAUCCACAACCCAAUACACAACACCAUCUCCCUCGUCGUCACCGCAACCUUCGAGCCCCUCUCAGUAUGAAGGUACUAAACGCAAACUUGUCAGAAAGCGACCUAUUUAUGUGUCUACUCCGGCUCCGCCUUCAACAUUUGUCAACAGUCAAAAUACUCAAUCCACCCAGUCUUUUAGUGAACCGCAACAACAAAAGCAACAACAGCAAUCAUUUGAAAAAUAUUUUCAAGCAAAACAAAGAGUGCAAUCGGCACCUCAACAGCAACCAAAUCAACCUCAAACCUCACAACAGCAACAGCCACUAGAACAGCAGCAACAGUAUCAACGACCUCCGCAACAAAAACAAUAUCAACCUAAGCAACAGCCCCAACCACAGCAACAGCAACAACACCAACAAUAUCAACAACAACAACAGCAACAACAGCAAUACCAACCACAGCAGAAACAACAGCAUUACCGACCACAGCCACCUCCUCAACCACAACAAUAUGAAUCUCAAUCGCAGCAAACACCUCCUCAACAAUCACAACAGUAUCAAUCUCACCAACAACAAAAACCUCAGCAACAGUCUCAGCAAUAUCAACCUCAACAACAGCAACGCAACAACAAUAAUUACGAAAACAUCCAUAAUCGCUCACCCCAAAAUAGGGCACCACAAACUACACCAGAACCCUCAGUUCCCGUACAAUUUAAAGAAUAUAGAGAUGAAUAUGUGGAAGUACCACGUGUGACCCCAAAACAACGAUAUUUCCCAACUAAUCCUUCGCCAGCUCCAUUUUCUCAAACUACUCCUGCACUUCCCUUCAGCAAAAAAGAUGGGCUCGUUGAACUAUAUAACUAUGACUCACAAUCAACACCUGGAAUUAAUGAUAAUAGGCCUUUCAAAGUAAGAAACAGUUUUAGUGUAACGGACGUGCCGAGAGAUCCUGAUUUUGUUCGAACGAGGAAUAAUUUCAACACUAAUAAUGGCAGAACUAGUCCGACUACAUUAGAUUAUAGCGCUACUGCUACCGGGUCUACUACAAAUACUCCAGCUUUUAGAAACUAUAACAGCGUCUCUUAUGAAACUGAAAAGAAUAACUUUGUGUCUAUUGGAAAGCAGAAUUAUUUCAACAGUCCGUCUACCACACCAACUACAACUACGUAUUACACUACCACCCGAUCAGAACCACCAGCGAAUUUAAACACAGUUGCAUAUAAUACUAACAUUGGAUUUAAUGUGCCUUCUAACUUUGGAGAAAAUGAUGAGGAUGAUGGCCAAUACCGUCUAUCAGAAAAUGAAGACGACGGACAGUACAAACCCGAAUUGUAUGACCGUGAACUAUUAUCUGGGGCACAUUCUUUAAAUAUAGCUGCUAGUGGCAACAGAUUGCCCGAAGAUCAGAAGCCCCGUGGCAAGGCUCAAAUUUCAAACAAAUUGUCACAGACAGCAGCGCCAAGACCAUUCAGGCCCGCGCCUACCCCUACUUUGCCACCAACAACGCGAAACACUGAAUAUACUGAGCAGAGUUACUCAACUACAAAUAGACCACAAACAGCGAAUACACAGCGAACCUUCGACUACUACCAGACCUAUACGACAACAUCGAGACCAGUAGAGCCACCGCCACCUCUUCAUUUGUCGCACAACAACGCGCCUGCUAAGAAUGUUCAAGCGCGACCCAGCACUUCAGCCACGAAGACUCCAGAGCCGCGGCCGCCCCUGCUACCUACUGUUAAACCUAAGCAUGUAGCACCAUCACCGUCUCCCUCAUUUUCUAGACCCGCCAGUGAAAAAGAGGACAACAGCUACGACUAUGCUUAUUAUGACACAGAUCCCGGUUUCUCGGAAUAUGAUCGUAUAGAAGAGUUUGGUAAAACGCAUGCAAAAGCAUAAUUAAUAUCAUUGUUAAUUUAAUUCACUGCCAUUAAAUUAGUCGCCUCUUUGGAUAGAUAUAUUACUCAAGUAUCUUCAACUUUAUAUCUUAGUAUGUAUAUGUUUAUUUCUUAGGUUGAUCUAAUCAUUAAAAUAUCGCAGUAGUAAUUUAUCCAAUUUUCAGAUUUCGUAAUGUGUCCAUUCUCGCACAACUGGUACAACUAUAUUAAAUUAUCUGUUCUUAUAUAAGAUGCUAUAAAUCUUUUGUAAAUAUUUUUCGAUAAUCUAUAUGCCAUCUUAUUCUAGACUGAAAGAAACAAAUGCCAGUGCAACUUUUAUCUAAAGAGGCUUAUCCGUAGUUACCCUAAAUUAUUUGUGAUAUUAUUGUGCGUUAAUAAAUUUUGGUAUAAGUUAUUUCGAUGUGUUAAUUAGGGAAAGUUUCCUUUGACCAUUGUAAUAAUUUCAGGAAGCCGGUCAAACGAAACUUAAAAAGGUUGAGAGUGAGAUUGAGUUGCAUGUACCUAAAUCACGAUCCCUUACAAACAUUCCAAUACUCUGAAAGGAUAAUUUAUAGAAUUAUUAUUCUGUGUACAAUAGUUCGUAAGUUGUAAGUGUAGAUUGUAAAAUAUUGCAUUGUAAAUAAAGAUUUUAUAAAAACAA